CAGCACGUGGAAGGACAGUGGUGCAGUGAUCCCUGAGAGGGGAGGAGGAGAUCCAGCAGGAAAGUGAGGAGGGGAUGUGAGCUGUGCUCAGCAUGCUGUCCAUGCAACAGUUUACCAGCCUGCCUGCUGAGGAGAGCUACAGACCAGUCAUCUGCACCAGCAGGGUCUUUGGAGCAGAUGAAAAUAAUAUGGGGGAUGGUUGUUCUCAGAAGCUGGCGUCUGCCAAGUACCUACGUGUUUUGCUGCUCAUUCUGAUUCCAUGUAUUUGCGCUCUUAUACUGUUGCUGGUCAUUCUGCUCAGUUUUGUAGGUGUAAUAGACCGCAACUGCUUUGCCUCUAAUAGAAGCGACACAUUAAUAACUGAAAUUGGAUCUUCUGACAUUCCGUUUUUGAAGAUGAAUGACAGUGCUUCAGUGACAGUACGAGAGUGGGAUGGAAUUCCUUCAUGGAAAUCUACCACCCAAACUGACCAAAGUUAUACAAACUUUAGCAGAGUUACAGAAUCUCUGCCUCAAAAUCAACCCUCCCCUUUUACACAUAGCACAAAAACUGAAACUGGACAGGCCAAAGAGCUUACAGAAGUUGAGAGCACGUUUGGUCCAGCAGUCAACUUGCCUACUACAAUCUCUUCAAAGUUCCGGGACAAUGCACCCAGUAGUCCGACUAUGAAGCCAAUGUCUCCUGCAAUUGUCGUUACAGAAGAUGCCUGUGUAAACAUCACCCACAGCCAAUGCCAACUGCUGCCAUACAACCACACUUUGCCGAAGUCUGUGUAUUCCUUUGUCAAGAGCAUAGAUAUGGAGAUGUUCCUAAAGUUCUUCAGCUAUCUCAGCCGCCUCAGCUGCUAUCAACCUAUCAUGUUGUUCGGCUGUAGUUUGGCUCUUCCUGAAUGCGUCAGUAAUGGUGAUGACAGUUAUCCCUUACUACCAUGCAGAUCAUUUUGUGAGGCUGCUCAAGAUGGUUGUGGGCCGGUGUUGGAAAUGGUGAAUUCCUCUUGGCCGGAGUUCCUGAGAUGCUCCCAGUUCCAGAACAAGACAGAUAACAGCAAUUUGAGUCGUGUCUGCUUCUCACCACAACACGAGAAUGGCCGUCAAUCAUUGUGUGGGGAACAAGACAGCUUUUUCUGCAGUAAUGGAGUCUGCAUAGCCAAGAAACUUACGUGCAACGGAUACAAUGACUGCGAUGACUGGAGCGACGAGGUACAUUGCAAUUGCAGUGAAAAUCUUUACCGGUGUAACACAGGAAAGUGCCUUAAUCACAGCUUCGUUUGCGAUGGAUAUGAUGACUGUGGAGAUCUGAGUGAUGAGCAGAAUUGUGACUGUAACCCUGCACAAAGUUAUCGCUGUGGGGAUGGACGAUGUAUCACAUUGGGAUGGGUGUGCGAUGGAGACCACGAUUGUGCGGACAAGUCCGAUGAAGUCAACUGCUCUUGUCAUAGUCAAGGUCUCUCUGAGUGCAAAAAUGGACAGUGUAUUCCUAGUUCCUUCCUCUGUGAUGGAGACAAUGACUGUAAAGAUGGCAGCGAUGAAGAAAAUUGCACUGAAAAUAAGGGUCAGCCAUGCCAAGAAGGGGACUCAAGGUGUGUUUUGCCAGCUUGCCCUGGACCAUGUGCCAAUGACCCCAACUGUGAAAUACCUCAAAACAAGACCAACUGCAGUCAGUGUGAGCCGAUAACCCUUGAACUUUGUAUGAAUUUACCAUAUAAUUAUACACAUUUCCCAAAUUAUCUUGGCCACAGAACGCAGAAAGAAGCCUCCAUAAGCUGGGAGUCCUCUUUAUUCCCAGCCCUUGUUCAGACCAAUUGUUACAAAUAUCUCAUGUACUUUGCUUGCACUAUUCUGGUACCAAAGUGUGAACUUGAGACAAACCAACGGAUACCCCCUUGCAGAUCUCUCUGUGAACAUUCCAAGGAGCGCUGUGAGUCUGUAUUAGGGAUUGUGGGGUUACAGUGGCCUGAAGACACUGAAUGUAGUCAGUUUCCUGAUGAAAAGUCUGAUAACCAGACAUGUCUGAUGCCUGACCAGUAUGUGGAAGAAUGCUCGCCCAGCCACUUCAAGUGUCUAUCUGGUCGUUGUAUCUUGGCCUCCAGAAGGUGUGAUGGAGAAGCAGACUGUGAAGAUGACAGUGAUGAAGCAAAUUGCGACUGCACAGAGAGAGGCCUAUGGCAAUGUCCAGGAAACAAGAUGUGCAUUAAACAUUCCAUGAUCUGUGAUGGCUUUCCAGAUUGCAUUGACGAGUUGGAGGAGAAAAACUGUUCAUCCUGCACGCAAGAUGAGCUUGAAUGUGCUAAUCAUGAGUGUGUCUCAGGGGAUAGGUGGUGUGAUGGGAGAGUCGAUUGUACAGACAGCUCUGAUGAAUGGAAUUGUGUUACUGCCUCCAACAAUAUAAGCUCAUUGAUGUCCCUGGUAAUUCAUAGAGCAGCAUCUGACUACCAAGUGUGUGCUGAUGAAUGGGAAGAAGAUUUAUCUCAAUGGGUCUGCAGGCAAAUGGGUUUAGGAGGUCCCUCCAUGACUGUGGUUACCCCUAUCAACUCUCAACAUUCAGAGCCUAAUGAUUUGUUGCAUCUAAAACCCAAGUGGAGGAUGCACAAUGGAUCUGCUUUCCAUGAACUCUUGUUACCAGGGCAUUCAUGUGAAAGCAAAAGCAAAAUUUCUCUUCUGUGCACCAAAGAAGAUUGCGGACGUCGCCCUGCAGCACGAAUGAGCAAGAGAAUACUUGGUGGCAGAACCAGUCGCCCUGGUAGAUGGCCAUGGCAAUGCUCUCUACAGAGUGAUCCCAGUGGGCACAUCUGUGGAUGUGUUCUCAUAGGGAAGAAAUGGGUGUUGACAGUGGCACAUUGUUUUGAAGGGAGGGAAAAUGCCGCUGUAUGGAAAGUUGUAUUUGGAAUAAACAACUUGGAUCAUCCAUCUGAUUUCAUGCAGACGCGUCUGGUUAAGACCAUAAUCCUUCAUCCACGCUAUAACAGAGCUGUUGUGGACUAUGAUAUCAGCAUAGUGGAAUUAAAUGAAAACAUUGAGGAGACUAGCUAUGUGAGACCUGUCUGCUUACCAUCCAAGGGCCAGUUGGUUGAACCAGACACAUAUUGUUAUAUUACUGGUUGGGGUCAUAUGGGAAACAAAAUGCCGUUUAAACUGCAGGAAGGAGAAGUGCGUAUCAUAUCUUUAGAGCACUGUCGGACAUAUUUUGACACAAUCACAUCCAGGAUGCUGUGUGCUGGUUAUGAAUCUGGCACUGUAGAUUCGUGUAUGGGAGACAGUGGAGGACCCCUUGUGUGUGAACAGUCAAAGGGACAAUGGACAUUGUAUGGUCUAACAUCUUGGGGAUCUGUGUGUUUUUCCAAAGUUCUAGGACCAGGCGUCUACAGUAACGUGUCACAUUUUGUGGACUGGAUUGAAAGACAAAUAUACAUUCACAGCUUUUUAAUCAACUAAUGAUAUAUACCAAAGUCACAAGAUGAGAGACUAGUGAGAAGAAGCCUUAGCCUCAUUGGAGGCUUUAUGUGUUGAGAUAUUUGUUGUGUGUACCAAUGAAAAUGAUAUAUAUUUUUGUUUUUCAAUAUUAGGUAUUUUAGUCAAAACUUUUUGGACUUUUGUACAUACACGUAUCUGUUCACAGUUUUGUUUUUCUGUGUGAUCAUUCCUAAAUAACUUAAGAUUUCAGGAAAUGUAUUUUACUAUUGGUCAUAGGGACAGGUAAACAUUUUAGAUUUAAAGGGGUUCUCUCAUAAAUAAUGUAAACGAAUGAAAAUCAUACUGCAUGUAGUACAUGACAAUCUCUAACAAAGCUAG
Messenger RNA from Bufo bufo (common toad), 3788 nucleotides. It is a transcript of the gene CORIN, whose product is annotated as corin, serine peptidase. Gene Ontology annotation, biological process: peptide hormone processing; acrosome reaction; regulation of blood pressure. Gene Ontology annotation, molecular function: protein binding; serine-type endopeptidase activity. NCBI's taxonomy places the organism in Eukaryota, Metazoa, Chordata, Amphibia, Anura, Bufonidae. Gene Ontology annotation, cellular component: membrane. The record is from RefSeq and is a predicted model, not a curated record. The coding region runs from base 93 to 3431 and encodes 1112 amino acids. The transcript has 22 exons.